GGAAUUCUGCAUGUAUUGGAAUCUGACUGACCAGUCCAACUUGGCUCGUCCCGCCCUAAUACUAGUCCGGAGAUAGCAGAUAAUUCUUGCCAAUGUUACUGUGAGUAUGGGAAGUGAUAACCAGGAAAAUGGUUGAACAUGGAGAAAAAUCUUUUCUCCCAAAACCCAAGGAAUAAUCGUCUGACCAGAGAUAAAAGAGUUGACUACUCGAAUAAUUCUUCCUGUUUUGAAUGUCAAAUUAGUUUUGAAUCUCAGAAAUCUCUCCAGGUUCAUCUUCAGUACCACCGGGAUAGACUUUUAACUAAGUGGGCUUCCGAGGCGGAUAGUUCGACUCCGCCACAACCCAGUUAUCAGGAACCUUCCGCCCGCUUGACCACUGUCAUAAUUCCUGGUGUCGAGACUAAAAGAUCCGCAGGUCCGGUUUCUACCACCUCAAUGCAAAUCAGCAUGGCCCAAUCGAUGGGAAUCCAGCAGGGAGCUCCACUUCAUCUUUCAACCCAUCAUUCAACCAACAUCCUUCUCAGCUCCGAGUCCCAGGUGGAGCACUGUCCCUCCGUUCCUUCCUUACCCUCCAUUAAUGCAGAUGUUUCAGAUUUCUUUAGUCAACUUGAAAGCAGUUCUGAUAGUUCUGCUAUUCUAACCAUAAACAGUUUCACAUCUAGCUCCGAUGUAAAGAUAAACCGUUUUCAUUCCUACGAGGGUAGAUCCUUGCAAGGAUUUCCUAAUCCUACCAGUAGUAGCACCACCAUGAGCCAGGGUUCUCUUCCUGCACUCCAAUCCUACCUAACAUAUAACGCAAAUUUCAAUGACGGGAUAAUAUAUGAGAACACGAAUGAUUAUCUGGGAGGGUUUGCUGCCGAAAUCCCUCCUCAUGAUCAGAGCGGAGAGGAAAUCUGGGACCUGGACAGUAACACAGUGAGAAGAUACAACCCUGUACCUGAUCCUGUAUCUCCAGGUCCUAUUCCUACAACUCCAACCAUGUACGGGCAACAGCUACAGCAGUUACCUGUGCAGAACAAGCCUGGUUGGGAACCUAACUCCUCCAUGUAUCCUCAAUAUGGUUCCAUCAGAGGAACUCCUCAGUCCCUUCCUCCUCAACCCAUAUCUCCAGGUAUAGGAGGACCCUGGAUAGGUGGAUCUCUACCCGUGAAAGGACAAAGUGUUGUUGACGCUAAAAAACCUAAAUCUUAUCAAUGUGAGGCAUGUGAUAAAUGGUUCACUAGCUCCGGACACUUAAAACGUCACUUUAACACAACCUUACAUAAGAAUGCUAUGAAGCAGAAGGAGGGUUAUGUUGAAGGUAUGAACGGCGGAACCUUCUCUAUUCCCUCUGUAGAGAGCAGAGGUAUACCCUCACCCUGCAUGUCUUUAGGUGAGGAAUCAAGUCAGAGCUCUGUGUGUGACGAGUUAUCAAGUCAAUCUACGCAGUCGAGCCAGGUUAGCUUAACACCGGUCAACACGCCUGGUCCUAGUACUGUCUCUAUGAACCCUAUUACCUCCCAGUCCGAUUCUCCGAACUCAAAUACCUCGUCUCAUGUUCCUACAAUGUCUCCAAGCACGCAGAUGCUUAGUCCACCUCCAAGUUCUGUUGGUAUACCUGAUACAGCCUCCUCACCUCUGAGUGGAUUGAGCCAGCUGGUUGGGAUAGCUCCUCCAUCCACUCCUCAACCCUCUAUAUCUCCGCUUACACCUUGUAGUGGAAUCUCGUUGUCUCCCAAUGGAAAUCUCAACGGUGGUUCACCAGCCCAGAAAAACCGGUUCUCUCCCUUUAGAGCUGGCCCAGCCAGCAGUGUUAGUUACAAAGUACAAAGUUUAGAGCAGAGAAGUUAUCCUAGUUAUCCAACAACAUUCCAAACUGUAUCAGUCUCAGCUCCACAAGUUCCUCACAAUUAUAACGAUAUUUACAUGUCGCCACAGAGCUCUUACCGUAACGACGGGUACAGUACAGGGUACACAGGCCAGUACCAGACACAGUACCAGCCUAUCAUAUACAACACAUCCUACGAGAUGGGAAACCAUACAAACUAUCUGAGCCACAACACAUACACCGACAUAUCAGGGUAUGUCCCGAUAUCUGGAGAUGGAAUCCAUAUUUUCCAGGAUACUGUCCGAACCUUGAAACUGGAGGAGAGGGAUAGUCCAGAGGGAAGCGAGGGUUCGGAGGUCUCCAUCAAAACUGAGAACGGUGAGUUUCGGUGUAAUGAGUGCAACAAAGUAUUCAACCGAAUGUGUUACCUGAAGCAGCACAACAAGAGUUUCCACAACGGCGAGAAACCCUUUAAAUGUACUCAGUGUGGGAAACGGUUUCCCGUUGAAGUCCUGUAUCAGGAGCACCUGGCGAAGCAUGCUGGAGAUAAACCCUAUAAAUGUGAGGUGUGUCCUAAGCAGUUUAACCAUAAGACUGAUCUAAGACGACAUAUGUGUCUUCACACCGGAGAGAAACCGUUCACCUGUGAUGUCUGCGGAAAAGGAUUUAUCCGCGAGGACCGAAUGGUGAAACACUCAGACACUCAUAAGAAGAAGGCGGCGCAUGUAUCCGGCGGAAUCAUGUGACAGGGGGCGGAGAUGUUUUGGUCCUCCCAUAAUAUGGUUUAGUAGAACCUUGAACAUAGCAGAGGCAAUAACGUAGUACAAGCAACCUUACUUCAACUAGGAACUUUGAAAGUGAUCUCUCAAGAUGCCAUAUCUUCUCUCAGAUACUAUUUUCAAUAUAUUUCAGUCUCCAGACCUAGAAGUUACCUUCAUAUUAACUGUGUAUUGUUCCGUAUAUAAAUUAUGAAUCUCAACGAUGACCCGACUCCGGUGGAACUAAAAGUGCCGUUUUAUACAUUGCAAGCAAUAAUAAUAUCCCUGCCUCAGAUCAUGCUGGGUCAUUCUGCAGCUGUGAGAAUUAAACUAAAUUUGCAAUAAUGAGCGUAGACGUGUGAAUAUACCUUGCAUAGUGAUAUUCUUGUUUAAGUAUGAAAUGUGGAUAUUAUAUAAGAAUAAUGUGCCAAAAUAUGAAUUUUAUGUUCAGAAUUAGAUUCACUUAUAUUUUGUUUUUCCUGUAGCCAUUUUAUUAAUUAACGAU
Eurytemora carolleeae is the source of this 3070-nucleotide messenger RNA. RefSeq names its product B-cell lymphoma 6 protein homolog. The record is from RefSeq and is a predicted model, not a curated record. Gene Ontology annotation, biological process: regulation of transcription by RNA polymerase II. The coding region runs from base 139 to 2553 and encodes 804 amino acids. Gene Ontology annotation, molecular function: RNA polymerase II cis-regulatory region sequence-specific DNA binding; DNA-binding transcription factor activity. NCBI's taxonomy places the organism in Eukaryota, Metazoa, Arthropoda, Copepoda, Calanoida, Temoridae. The transcript has 2 exons.